Messenger RNA from Rhipicephalus sanguineus (brown dog tick), 1131 nucleotides. RefSeq lists its product as uncharacterized. The transcript has 2 exons. NCBI's taxonomy places the organism in Eukaryota, Metazoa, Arthropoda, Arachnida, Ixodida, Ixodidae. Bases 615 to 950 code for a protein of 111 amino acids. The record is from RefSeq and is a predicted model, not a curated record.
CACAGUACAAAAACAUUGAGAGCCCCCUAUCCGAGUCUUAUAUCGACGAAAGUGCGCCGCACACAAGCUGCCGCCGCGGUCUCUCGGACCAAGUGGAGUGGAUCACGGUGCGGCAGCUGGUUUACGGACCCCCACCCGAGCAGUGCGCGUGCGCAGACGACUUUCUCGCCGCGAGCGUUACAUCUACGUAAACACAAGCGCAAAUGAUGCUCCGGUGGGCUAACUAUUAGCAAAACAUCGCGCCCUUCAGUGCGCACCAGUCACGAGUGCGCCAAACCGGGCCGCUUCUCUGAAGAACUCGUUGAGCGUGGUCGCCAGUGUUCAUCAUACCAUAUUCCACGAGUUCCACGUGAACCGUUCUGCAAGUUUCGGAAAGGGACAAUCGGAGGUGUUGCGCCCUGAAGAACAAAGCCCCGGCAAACGAAUCUUCUCGGGCCAAGUUCAAGGCCAAACGAACCAAGUUGUAGAGUUGAAACCUUGAAGCCACGGCCGUCCCAUCCGUUCGAAGCAAAGCCGGAGUCGGCAAAAAGAACCGCCGGCACCUCCCAAAAACGGAUCCUUUGAAUUCGCCCGCUUCGAGAGAACGCUUUCGUUGACCGAAUUCCCACACUGCGAUGGCUCGGAAGACGGUCGCCGCGGGACUGCUCUGCACGGCACUGUUCCUGGCGCUGGCCAGCACUCGCGCGGGUUGCCGGGCCAUGCCGGCCCAGCAGUCGGCCGCAUCCCCGUUGGACACGGGCAACUCAGUGGCCGCCACGAGCAACUGCACGAAAGACUCGCGCGCAAAGGCCAUAUGCGACGAAUGCAUCUACGUGACCGGGGCCAGGGAGUCGUACGAGCCGUGCUGCGCAAACCUCAACCGGCUGCAGGAGUACUGCGAACAUUUCCUGCGCUACUCGCCGGACUCGAGCGUCAACGAGACCGCCACCAGGGAGCGCCGCCGACUCUGAGCGCCACGGACACGGGGCGAUAUGUUGUACUACCGUGUGGUUCAACGAAUUCCGCAUGUCGAAUGGUGCAAAUGUUGCAAGGAAUGCUUGCCGGCAUUCGAGAGCGCCUCACUCCCACAAGUUUCUGUCGUUACCGUACGCUCUAAGGAAAAAAAGGAGUCAUUUGACUCUUUUUUUGCUC